Alligator mississippiensis (American alligator) is the source of this 3255-nucleotide messenger RNA. RefSeq names its product nucleosome assembly protein 1 like 1 (gene NAP1L1). The record is from RefSeq and is a predicted model, not a curated record. Gene Ontology annotation, biological process: nucleosome assembly. Gene Ontology annotation, cellular component: nucleus; chromatin. Gene Ontology annotation, molecular function: histone binding; chromatin binding. Lineage: Eukaryota; Metazoa; Chordata; Crocodylia; Alligatoridae. The transcript has 15 exons. Bases 128 to 1309 code for a protein of 393 amino acids.
GAGCGGCGGGAGCCCGGGCCCUUUUACCGCCAGCCGCGCGGCGCCGCCUCCUCCUCGCUCCUGAGUCACCGCCGCCCCGGCCCGGUCCGGCUCCGGCCCCGCGCGCAGGUUCUUGAGAUUUAAGAACAUGGCAGACGUUGACAACAAAGAACAGGCUGAACUUGACCAGCAGGAUAUGGAAGAUGUUGAAGAAGUGGAAGAAGAAGAAACCGGUGAGGAUGCCAACAGCAAAGCUCGACAGCUGACUGUGCAGAUGAUGCAAAAUCCUCAGAUUCUUGCAGCCCUUCAGGAAAGACUUGAUGGUCUGGUAGGAACAUCUACAGGAUAUAUAGAAAGCUUGCCCAAAGUAGUUAAGAGACGGGUGAAUGCUCUCAAGAAUCUUCAAGUUAAGUGUGCACAGAUUGAAGCAAAGUUUUAUGAAGAAGUUCAUGAACUGGAAAGAAAAUACGCAGCUCUCUAUCAACCCUUAUUUGAUAAGCGAAGUGAAAUCAUCAAUGCAAUUUACGAACCUACAGAGGAAGAGUGUGAAUGGAAAGCAGAUGUUGAAGAAGAAAUUUCAGAUGAAAUGAAAGAAAAGGCAAAGCUUGAAGAAGAGAAAAAGGAUGAAGAAAAAGAAGACCCUAAAGGAAUUCCUGAAUUUUGGUUGACUGUAUUUAAGAAUGUUGACUUGCUCAGUGAUAUGGUUCAGGAACAUGAUGAGCCUAUCCUAAAACAUUUAAAAGAUAUCAAAGUGAAGUUCUCAGAAGCUGGUCAGCCUAUGAGUUUUACAUUAGAAUUUCACUUUGAACCAAACGACUACUUCACAAAUGAAGUGUUGACAAAAACGUAUAGAAUGCGAUCAGAGCCAGAUGAUUCUGAUCCCUUCUCCUUUGAUGGACCAGAAAUUAUGGGUUGUACAGGAUGCCAAAUAGACUGGAAAAAAGGAAAGAAUGUUACUUUAAAAACCAUUAAAAAGAAGCAGAAACACAAGGGACGUGGAACAGUUAGAACAGUGACAAAAACUGUGUCAAAUGACUCUUUCUUCAAUUUCUUUAGCCCCCCUGAAGUUCCUGAAAGUGGAGACCUGGAUGACGAUGCUGAGGCAAUCCUUGCUGCAGAUUUUGAAAUCGGUCACUUUUUACGUGAGCGCAUAGUCCCACGAUCAGUAUUGUACUUCACAGGAGAAGCUAUUGAAGAUGAUGAUGAUGAUUAUGAUGAAGAGGGUGAGGAGGCAGAUGAUGAGGAAGGGGAGGAAGAAGCAGAUGAAGAAAAUGACCCAGAUUAUGACCCGAAGAAAGAUCAAAACCCAGCAGAAUGCAAGCAGCAGUGAAGUAGUGUGUAUGUGGCCUUGAGGAUUACCUGCACUGUAAUAGCCUAAACACAACUAUUAGUUACUUACAGCCUUAUGUUUUGUAUCUUCUUGGUAGAAUUAAGUAAACAAUUUGUUAAAAAUUAAAUCAAAAACAUAAGAACCAGUUUAAAAUGUAGGUUCAUUCUACCUAGUAUUUUAAUAGUAUAAUUUUCUGCCAAUAUGUAGAAUGCAGUAAGCCCCCUAAAGCAUGAAUGUUAAUUCAUUGCUACAUAGUUUGGUUCUUGUGAAGUCUUGUCAUGUAGCUAUUAGACAGCAGCUGUGAAGAUUAUUGGAACUGUUAACUGAGACCAAUAUUUGUUUAGGAAAAAAUCCUCUCCUGAAGAACCAACCAAAGUAUUUGCAGCCCAGUAGUUUGAACGGGUUUAAGUCUGCUUGCACUAGCUGUGCCUUCAUUACUUUGUUAUAGAAAUGGCGGUGACUUAUACUAACUAGGAGAUGAUGUAUUCUGAAUUUGACUACUUGAGAAGACUAGUAUAAUUCAUUUUAUUUCCCAACAAGACCACAUUAACUGUUCAUAACUGUCAGCUUGUUUAUGCUAUGGGUUUUUGUAUUUUAUGUGACAUAGUGAUCUACAAAAAAAAAAAUAAAGAAAAAAACUAGUCAUCAUAUUAAGGUUAUUGUUUACCACUGGGGUGUGAAUAAAACCUAGUAUUUUCAGAAGCUAGUCUUCUUUUAUUAUGCUCUGUGUAUGUUUGUACAUGUCUUUCAUGCUGUAGUUCAUUCUUCUUAGUAGCAGCAAAUUCACUUUUAAAUAACUUCUUAUAAGCAAACUGUUAAAACACUUAAGCAUGACUAUUCACAAUGAUUUUGUUGUCAGUGCAAUAGGGAUAAUAAGUGGACAUGAAUUUCAGUUAUCUCACUGGCUUACAGUCAGCGCUGUGUGCCAUUUAAGAAAACAAAUGUCAGCUUCAGAUAUGAGGCUAGAUCCAGUAAAGGGAAGUAUUGCAAGUUGGCCACUACAUUCCCUAUUCUUCAGGCAUCUCAGCCAUCAUUUGGAAUCCAGAACCUGAGUCUAGGUGCCCCAUCCAGUGCGUGGGAAGGAUUAAAUGUCUGAGUAGGAACAAAAGUAACUAAUAUGCUGAAUGGGUAGCUGACUAGAGGUAGUCAGUACAGAAAUUCCUAGGACAAAGGUGUCUCAAUUGCUGGGCCUCUCUGAUGUUUAGGUAUCUCAGUCAGAGCUGUAGGCAAGCACUUUCAUUUCAGACAUGGGGGCACUCUCCUGAGGGUAGGCAUCUGUAGGUGAUCAGGAUUCGCUGGCUUGUUUUGAAAGCACAGCUGCAGAAGGAAGAGGCUUUGUCCCUCAUUCAUUACAUAACUGCUUAUAGUGUAGGACAUAUGCCCAGAAAGUAAAAAAAAUCGGUUCAGACUCUCCUUAGCCUGAGGGGGUUCCUACCUCCCAGAUGACCCAGUGCUCUAAACACCUGGUUGGAUGGGACGUUCUUCCCUCCCCGUCCUGAAGUUGUACCACCGUGCAGCGAAGGAUACAAGAUACAUGGGGCCAUGAAGAAUGCGAGAAAUAUAUCUUUAGUUGGAGAGUGGUUGGCUGAGGAGGUGGGGUGGUACUUGCUUCUGAUUCCUGCUUUCAGGGCUAUCUUUGGCUUUUGUCUAGUUAUUGUCUAAUAUUAAAUACAUAGGACAGUCGGGGAGCAGGGACUAGGAACUCAGGAAUAAGGAGUUUCCUGGAUUGAAUCACAACCUCACUUAUUCUUACGCCACCUGACCCAAAUACAGCAAAAUAUUACAUCUAGGAAUGCAAAUUUGAAAAAUACCAAUACUAUGGGCUUAAAAUAUUUUCAAAAAAAUGACAGUUCUGGUGUUUAUAUUGAUUUUUAUGUGAUUCAAAGUAUUCUUGUUUAGCUGUUAUGGAAGGCAGUAUGUAACAAACAUUAAACUUUUGGCAUAGA